CGCUCGGGGCCUUUUCAAAUCGGGAUCCGUUACCGCUUUCCCAGCCGCCGCCAUUGUGGCGCUCGGAGCCCCUCAACGCAGGCGGCGCAGGCGGAGGCCGUGGCGUCGGGAUGGCCGACGCCGACAAGCCCGAGGUGCUUAGGGCAGCUGGCGACGACAGCCCGCAUCGGCAGCCAGCGGAGCCGCCGGGCGAGCCCCGGCGAGAACCUCACCCGCCCGAGCAGGAGAAGCAGCCGCCGCAGCACAGCAGCAGCUCCAAUGGCGUUAAAAUGGAGAAUGAUGAAUCAGUCAAGGAAGAGAAAUCUGAAUUAAAAGAAAAAUCUACAGGAAAUAAGAAAGCCAACAGAUUUCAUCCUUAUUCAAAAGACAAGAACUCAGGCACUGGAGAAAAGAAGGGUCCAAAUCGUAACAGAGUUUUUAUUAGCAACAUCCCAUAUGACAUGAAAUGGCAAGCCAUUAAAGAUCUAAUGAGAGAAAAAGUUGGUGAGGUUACAUACGUGGAGCUCUUUAAGGAUGCGGAAGGAAAAUCAAGGGGUUGUGGUGUGGUUGAAUUCAAAGAUGAAGAAUUUGUCAAGAAAGCACUAGAAACUAUGAACAAAUAUGAUCUUAGCGGAAGACCCUUGAAUAUCAAAGAGGAUCCUGAUGGAGAAAAUGCUCGUAGGGCACUGCAACGAACAGGAGGAUCAUUUCCAGGAGGACAUGUACCCGACAUGGGAUCGGGAUUGAUGAAUUUACCACCUUCCAUUCUCAAUAAUCCAAACAUUCCUCCUGAGGUUAUCAGUAAUUUGCAGGCUGGUAGACUUGGUUCCACAAUUUUUGUUGCUAAUCUUGACUUCAAAGUUGGUUGGAAGAAGCUAAAGGAAGUGUUCAGCAUAGCUGGAACUGUAAAGCGGGCAGAUAUUAAAGAAGACAAAGAUGGCAAGAGCAGAGGAAUGGGCACAGUCACUUUUGAACAAGCAAUUGAAGCAGUUCAAGCAAUUUCUAUGUUCAAUGGGCAGUUUUUGUUUGAUAGACCUAUGCAUGUGAAAAUGGAUGACAAGUCUGUCCCUCAUGAAGACUACCGUUCACAUGAUAGUAAAACACCACAAUUACCACGUGGUCUUGGAGGCAUUGGAAUGGGACUUGGUCCAGGUGGACAGCCUAUUAGUGCCAGCCAGUUGAACAUAGGUGGUGUAAUGGGAAAUUUAGGUCCAAGUGGUAUGGGAAUGGAUGGUCCAGGUUUUGGAGGAAUGAAUAGAAUUGGAGGAGGAAUUGGGUUUGGUGGUCUGGAAGCAAUGAGUAGCAUGGGAGGAUUUGGAGGAGUUGGUCGAAUGGGAGAGCUAUACCGUGGUGCGAUGACUAGUAGCAUGGAGAGAGAUUUUGGACGUGGUGAUAUUGGAAUAAAUCGAGGCUUUGGAGAUUCCUUUGGUAGACUUGGUGGUGGAAUGGGUGGCAUGAACAGUGUGACUGGAGGAAUGGGGAUGGGACUGGAUCGGAUGAGUUCCAGCUUUGAUAGAGUGGGACCAGGUAUAGGAGCUAUACUGGAAAGGAGCAUCGAUAUGGAUCGAGGAUUUUUAUCAGGUCCUAUGGGAAGCGGAAUGAGAGACAGAAUAGGCUCCAAAGGCAACCAGAUAUUUGUCAGAAAUCUGCCUUUUGACUUGACUUGGCAGAAACUAAAAGAGAAAUUCAGUCAGUGUGGUCAUGUAAUGUUUGCAGAAAUAAAAAUGGAGAAUGGAAAGUCAAAAGGCUGUGGAACGGUCAGAUUUGACUCCCCAGAAUCAGCUGAAAAAGCCUGCAGAAUAAUGAAUGGCAUAAAAAUCAGUGGCAGAGAAAUUGAUGUUCGCUUGGAUCGUAAUGCAUAAUUUGAAACCACGGUUGGAACAUUCUUACAUCUGUUUUGCUGAAUCUCCUAGUAAAAGUCAUUUUUUUAAGUAAUACUGUAUGCUUACAAAAGUUGUAAAGAUGAACUUUUAAAACUCCCACCAGCUUUUAACAGUAUAGUGUUAAUAUACUGUGAUUUUUGUUAAUCUCAAGUUUGGAUUUUUAAAGACAGCAAGUCUGGUCAUUCAGUUUAAAUGAAUGGUUAUACUAUUUUUAAUGAAAUAAGCCAUUUUCUUGUUACUUUCAGUUCUGCAUAGUGGGAUUUGUUUGUUCAAGUGUCCCCAGCUUUUAUCAACUUACUGUAAGGUAAAACAUAGAUGGUUUUUUUCAAAACUUCUGUUUAAUAUAUGUAAUUGUCCUUGAAAAGAAAGGGCUCAGACAAAUUAGGAUAUGAUUUUGGUUGGUUUUAAAUUUUUCUUGGUGAUAAAGAAUUACUGUAAGUAAGUUUCAGAUUCUAAAGUUCAGAAUAUUUUUUAUUUGACUUAAAUGGAGAAAUGGAGUUUUCCUUCCCUGCCCUUCCCCAUCAUUCACAUUUUCCACAUAACAUUAACCACCACAGCCCCUUAUUUUAUUAUUUCCAAUAAUUCCAAGUUCAUACAGAACUGAUAAUGUUGCAAGCCCCAAGUAUAAUAAUAGGCAGACUAGUCCCAACUUUCUGUCUAGUUUCCAGCCAUUAAGGUGAACUGCUAAGAGAAGAAAAAUAAUUGAAAUGUUGAGAAAGAUGGUUAUGUAAGUUAGUCCUCUACUGUUCACUUCUACAGGAGCAGAUGCAUUUAUAAAUGUAGUUUUAAUAAACCAUGGAACUCCUAGGCACAACAUAUCGAACACGUUGGAUCCCACAAUGUUAGACAUAGCCAUAUCUCCUUUGCCUGUAAAAAAAAAAAAAAAAAAAAGCAUGUUGUUAAAAUAUGCACACCAAUACUGUAUUUUAUUAAUAAGCUUCAUAAGAAAAAACACUGGAUACUUUCUCUGUUUGUUUUGGAAAAUUGUUGUAUUAGAGGAAAAGUCUUAAUGAAUUUGUAUUUUUAAAUUUUGGGGGGUUAGUAUUUAAAGUCUUAACAUUUAUUUAUCUAAUAUAAUUAUCUUUAUUUAUUAAACCAUUUUUCAAUAA
Molecule: messenger RNA, 2971 nt
Organism: Lipotes vexillifer (Yangtze River dolphin)
Lineage: Eukaryota; Metazoa; Chordata; Mammalia; Artiodactyla; Lipotidae
Gene: MYEF2
Product: myelin expression factor 2
Exons: 16
Coding region: 111-1841 (576 amino acids)
Cellular component (GO): cytoplasm; nucleus
Molecular function (GO): mRNA binding
Source: RefSeq, a predicted model, not a curated record